Molecule: messenger RNA, 2515 nt
Organism: Drosophila nasuta
Lineage: Eukaryota; Metazoa; Arthropoda; Insecta; Diptera; Drosophilidae
Exons: 2
Coding region: 1350-2381 (343 amino acids)
Source: RefSeq, a predicted model, not a curated record
AUUUUUCAAUAAUCAAGGUUGUCGAAUGUUUCGAGUAAAUGAGCAUAUUGAUAUUUCGGAACAUGUCUACAAACAAAUUUGAACGGAAGUAUUGCUGAAUUUGGUUGCAUGCCACCGGCAAAAUGCGCAAGAAUGUUAGCUCCAGAAAGGAGACCAAGGAUCAGAGAAACUCUCCGAUGUGGUAUACGGCUGCAGCGGAAUACUCACGGAAAAAGUGUUUGGCAGACAGACUAGCUGCUUGCAAACAAGAAGUGGCUGCCUUUGAAAAACGCAUACGAUCAUAUAGCCAAGAGAUGGAAAUGUAUCCAAUAUCGCGCUCACCACCUCGCGCCAGAAGCAUAUCACCUAGUAAUCAAUUCAGAGGGUGCGUGGUGCCAACACCCAGAUUUGAUGGUGGUACGACGAGAAGUAGACCAAGAUGCCGCAGCAAGACUCCCACGACUGGGUUACGAAAUGUAGCGACAGCAACGGCUCGACCUCUUGACAGAUUUGUCUCCUCUACCAGCCGAAGUCUAUCGCCCCCCGAGACGGGGACAACGUAAGAGCUAUCCAAGUAGGCAUGGACUCGCUUCUACCUCAACGAUUAAACGCAACAACCUCAAGGAACCGUCUACGAGUCGAGCUUCCACCUCAGCCUCAGAGUCCGAUGAUGAUAACGAAAAUCAACCGCAAGUCAUUGAUGUAACCUCAAAAGCGUCGCAAAGAGCCACAAAUAUUGCCCAACUUAUUAUGGUGAAGCCCAGCAGAAGAUCCAUAAUGUCGGUGAAGAAGGCCAUAAGUAUGCAAAAGCUGCGCAUGACCUCUGGCAGUGUACCCAAUCGGUUGAGCAAAGCGUCGAAAAAAAAACAAUUGCUUCAGUACCCGUAGAGCAACCAGAUGAGUCGGAUGUAUCGGUGAAGGCUCCAGUUGAAGCUGAACAGCAAGAAUCCAUUCAGGAAACUGUAUUGGAAACUGAAGCUGAACCUGAGCCAGAGCCUAAGGUCCCAUCGGCACGCCAAUCUGAAUCAACUUCGGAACGGCAAUCAAAAGUUGAUAGUCAAGGACCUGAUGUUCAAUAUUAUUCAACUAGCGAGCGGGAGCUGGAUAGUGUGGUGGACGGACAGCAGGAAGAAGUACCAGAUAUUGAGAUAUUUCACUGCUAUCCCAACGAAUGCCAAGGAGGGACUGGUGGUCCAUCUUCGAUCAUUUGCGGCGAGUGCAACGGCAAUGGCACCAGCAAUUUAAUUAAUCAGGCAAGGGGCAAUGUGCUAAGAUCCUGUUCGGUAACCGAGGAGCACUUCAUCAGCUUUAACUCAGACUCGGAACUUCAUCCGAACGUGAACUUACCUCAAUAUGGCAUCUCGCAUUAUAUGUAUCCGGGAUGCGAGGGACAGGUCAACUGGCAUAGUAAUAUGCCUUAUUCCUAUGGGCCAACUAUGCUGCAAUCACAGCCAGGCCAAAGGAUGUCUUAUGGCUGCAAUAGACCCGGUUGUCGACAGCAGCAGCUACAGCAGCAACAACAAGGCCAACAGAACGCCUACAACAUGUGGAAUCCACAACAGCAUCAGCAUCUGCAGCAACAACAGCAGCUGCAGCAACAGCAGCUACAGCAACAGCUGCAACAACAGCAUAUGCAGCAACAACAACAAUUGCAGCAGCAACAGUUUCAGCUGCAACAGUGUCCACAGCCACGGUGUUCACAGCCACAGUGUUCACAGGCACAGUAUUCACAGCCACAGUGUUCACAGCAACAGUGCCAACAACAACAACAACAGAAUCAACAGCAGCAGAGUCAGCAGCCACCGCCACAGCAGGAUUGCCUCACGGAACUAUUGGCUCAGCAGUUGCAGAAACAAAUGGAGCAAGCGCAGGCGCAAAUCGCUCAAGUGCAAUUGCAACUUUACAACGUGUGUGGCGCAGCAAAGAUGUCGAAGCCGCCAUCGUUUGAUGCAACCGAAGUCACUACGUUGCCGCAACAGUCUCCAGUGGACGAGGAGUUGCCAACGAUAAGUGGUACACAAAGUGCGUCUCCGUGCCAGAACUUGGGGAAAUCCAAUGUAACAUUUUGCUCACAAGCGACUGUAGGUCAAGCAUUGUGCUGCAAUGAGGCACCAGCUGUCAUGCCUUUGGGUCUUUGUCAAACACCGACCGAAGGAUGUGAGCAAAUGAAUCAACCUCAGCCACAGCAGCUGCAGCAGCAACAGUUUCUGCAGCUGCAACAGCAGCAACAGCAACAGCAGCAGCAGCAACAGUUUCUACAGCAGCAAGCAACAUUUCAACAGCCUGCACCACAGUGCAGUGGCAAUACCUUCUGGACGCCUUGUUGCCGGCAGCGUUAUGCUCAGAUGCGUUUCAUGAUGCCACGUCCUCGUUGCUGCGAUCGCCAUCGGCGGAGUUCGUAAUUUAACGUGCCGUGUACGAAAAUAAAAUAUGUACAAAGUUCGAUAUAUUACAAACUUAUAGAAACUGCAGAUGAGUGACACAAUGCUUCCGAUUCGUAUAGCAGCUAAAAUAAAAUUAUAGAUUAAUUAAAACA